AUGGCUUCACCGACCAACGAGUCUUUGCCCUCAUCGCCUGCGCCUGCGCCCCUACCGUCUCGCAACCCGCUCCCACUCUCCGCCAGCCAAGAAGCCCAAGUCCGGGAGCUCUACUACAAGCGUGUGCGCAAUAAAUGCGCCGACGAGGUGCGAGACUUCGCAGCCUGCUGCACCCACCGCACCUUCACGGCGACCAUCAUGUGCCGCAAACAGCAAAAGGCCAUGAACACGUGCAUGAUGCAAUUCGCGACUCGGAACGAACAGGAUGCGGCGCGGGAAGAGUGGUUCGCGACGAUGGACAAGCGGCGGGAGGAGAGGGAGAAGAAGGCGGAGAAACUGAAGAAGGAUGAGAAGUUUUGGCGCGAGUGGUGGGAUAAGGAUAUGGAGAAGAAGCCGAAGAAGGAGUCUUGA
Messenger RNA from Baudoinia panamericana UAMH 10762, 411 nucleotides. RefSeq lists its product as uncharacterized. The transcript is spliced from 2 exons. The record is from RefSeq and is a predicted model, not a curated record. Bases 1 to 411 code for a protein of 136 amino acids. Lineage: Eukaryota; Fungi; Ascomycota; Dothideomycetes; Mycosphaerellales; Teratosphaeriaceae. Gene Ontology annotation, cellular component: mitochondrion.